UACAGGUUUAUCAUGCACAAUUAUAAUGUCUUUAUCACAGCUGUGUACUCAGCCGUGCAUGACAGGAAGGUCUAUGUAGUCUGUGGUUUGAAGCUUCCUGUACCGCAUAGGACGACCUGUCUGUCUUAUACAGGAAGGGAGCGGCAGUCACUACAUAUUAUAGGCCCUAUGCAUCCUCAUUAGCUCUCUUUUUGCUUCUCUGUAAUGAAUGAAGGGGUAAUAUUGCUGUGUCCCUUUUUGUUUUUAUACUUUUUUUUAUUUGGGUGUGAACAGCUGAGGAUUUAGACGUUCAUGUAGUUCAAAUCCUUUAUGUUUUUCAUCUGUUAAGUGUUUUUCUCCCUCAGGCUCGCUGCAGUGAAGACCUGCUGAGAAACAAGAUCAAGGCUCUGGAGGCGCAGCUGCAAGUCUGCCUGCAGAAGUUUCCCAAGGAUGGCAUGAAGAAACUGGUGCUGCAGAUGGAGAAGCAGAAGCUGGUGUAUGAGGAGAAGGCCCUGGUUGCACUGCAGAAGGCCACACAGGACAAAACGGAAGCACUCUGCAAGGCUGAGGCAAUGCAGGAAGCGCUAAUUACAGCGAAGGCAGAGGCCUUGAAAUGGCAGAGCCUUUUUGAGGAGCUGAAGCUGAGCUCUGGACAACUCAGGGAGAACCAGCUCCUCAGUAAUGAACAGCUGCAACAGCUGCACAGCCAAGUGGAGCUGUCGAGAGCCAGAGAGGCCGAGCUGAGGGACGAGGUGCUGUCAUUAAGACAAGAGAAGAAGGAGCUACAGUACAACAUUGGCCUGCUGGAAGAGGACAACCAGACUUUAAGAGAGGAAAUCCAGCAACUUAGAGACGGCGGCGAUGAGAGCCAGGACUUUACGAUGCAGUGGCGUCUGGCGUCAGAGGAAGCAGAGCCACGAGUGACGGUGAGGAGAGACCCUCAGGUGGAGGAGCAGCUCCGUCACACUGAGGAGAAACUCCGGCUCAAGGAGAGAGAGUGCGAGGAGCUGCAGACAGAGCUGUGUGCCAUGGAGCAGGAGUGUCAGUCCAGCCAGGCCCGACUGUCGCAGUGCAGGGACGAGCUCCGGCAACUCGGCCACCGCCACAGGAGACCGACAUCGUGUGGCUCCUGGUGGAAAGUAUGGAUGUUCUUCCUUCUUCUCCUCUUUGUGGCAGAGGUUGCCAUGUUGUGGCUGUGGUAUCCUCCUUUCAGAGAGCAAGUUGAAGACCUGUACUCAGACAUAGAGACACGCAUCGAAGACUAUCUCAUGAAAAUGGCCUCUCCUCAACACUCAAGUUGUUUUAGACCGAUAUGAAAAUGGCGCUACUCUGGAAUAUUACUUUUGUUGUAUUUGUUUUAAAAUGAGACUUAGUGAGAAAAAAUGAGAUGUAGUUUGUGCAUAUUUUUGUAUUCCUUUUGACUCAGAACUCAAAUUGUGUGUGUGUGUGAUGUGAGAUAACGUUGUGCUCAUGUGAAAAGAGUUAAAAUACAAGUGACCACUUCAAGUGUGAAAGAGGCAACCAAAUGUGUGUUAAGUCUGCAACAAGUAAAAAGUGUUUGAAGCACUAUCAGCUAACAAGUUAGCUGACGUUAAUGACAUUUUAAGAAAUUGUGAGUUGAUGACAUCAACAAAAUAGUCAGGAGUAGAAAAAUAGGAGGCAUCGUUUGUACUGUACACGACUUGUUUAGUCCAAAGCACCAACUUGAAUUCAGAUUCACUGUUGCUGAAAAGAAAAGAAAAAGGGGAGAGUAAGCACUCAAUGCAAGAGCCAUCGGAGUUUUAUAUUAUUAGAAAUAAAGACUAUUGUUAUUAU
Messenger RNA from Chelmon rostratus (copperband butterflyfish), 1794 nucleotides. Its product is annotated as TRAF3-interacting JNK-activating modulator. Bases 435 to 1295 code for a protein of 286 amino acids. Lineage: Eukaryota; Metazoa; Chordata; Actinopteri; Chaetodontiformes; Chaetodontidae. The transcript is spliced from 8 exons. The record is from RefSeq and is a predicted model, not a curated record.